UAAAUGAUUCGAGCUGCAAAGAAAGCAGCAAAAAUACAAUCAAACAAGUUCGGCUUCUCGUAAACAUCUUCAGCGGAAUGCGAUCUGCCUAUUGUUUGCCCAAUUUCAUGUGAAAACCAACUGCUGAACAAUAACAAAAUGGGCGAUCGUGACAAAACUAUGUACGGCUCCACGCUUUCGUUGGAAUCGAUAAAGGUAAUUGCGGAAAGCAUCGGCGUCGGAAGCCUGCCGGAUGACGCGGCCAAGGAGCUGGCGGACGAUGUGUCGUAUAAGCUGAAGCAGAUUGUACAAGACGCGGUCAAGUUUAUGCACCACUCGAAGCGCAUGAAAUUGUCCAUUGCCGACGUGGACCACUCGCUGAAGGUGCGUAACAUCGAGCCACAGUACGGGUUUGUGGCGCGGGAUUUCAUUCCCUUCCGAUUUGCCUCGGGCGGUGGGCGCGAACUGCAUUUCAUAGAGGAAAAAGAAGUCGACCUGACGGAAAUGGUGCAGGGCCAGACGCCCAAGAUCCCGCUCGAGCCAUCGUUACGUGCCCAUUGGUUGGCGGUGGAGGGCGUACAGCCCACUGUACCCGAAAAUCCACCACCCCUUUCGAAGGAUGUGCAGGCGCUGGAUUCGGUCAAUCCGGCCCACAAGCUGGACAAAACCAAUCAGAAGGAUACCACCGGCAAGCCAACCAUUAACAAGCACAAGCUCAAGAACUCGGAAACUGUGCAGGUGAAGCAGCUGGCGCAGCACGAACUUUCCGUGGAGCAGCAGCUGUACUACAAGGAGAUAACCGAGGCAUGUGUCGGUUCCGAUGAGGCGCGUCGUGCGGAAGCUCUGACGUCGCUGUCCAGCGAUCCAGGUCUGCACGAAAUGCUACCGCGAAUGUGCACGUUCAUCGCGGAAGGAGUCAAAGUGAACGUGGUGCAAAACAACCUUGCGCUGCUGAUCUAUCUCAUGCGAAUGGUACGCGCGCUGCUGGAUAAUCCGGCACUGUAUCUGGAAAAAUAUCUACACGAGCUCAUUCCCUGUGUGUCAACGUGCAUCGUUUCGCGGCAGCUCUGCAUGCGCCCCGAGCUGGACAAUCACUGGGCGUUGCGCGACUUUGCCGCCCGGCUGAUGGCACAGAUUUGUAAAACCUUCAACACCUCCACGAACAAUCUGCAAACGCGUGUGACGCGGCUCUUCAGUGCGGCACUGCAAAACGAUAAAACGCCACUGUCGUCCAUGUACGGCGCGCUGCAGGGUCUGUCCGAGCUGGGCACGGAGGUGACGAAGGUGUUCAUCAUACCACGUCUCAAGUUCAUCUCCGAGCGCGUGGAACCAUUGCUGCAGGGCAUCACUAGCAACAUUAGCAAUACGGAUAAAAUUGCUGCCGGACACAUACGAGCGAUACUGCAGAAGGGCGUCCCGCCGAUACUGAAAACUUUGCGAAAUCCACCCGAUCUGGUGGAAGAGUACAAGCGGGAUUACGGCUGCUUGGGGCAAACGUUGCACCAGGCAGUGGUGAAGGCACGGUCGGCAUCGCCCUCGUCCGGUGCUGGUGGGGCGGGUGGCUCAUCGGCCUCUAGUACUACGCCAUCGACCGCCACAUCCAUUACGGUUAGCACGAGCAACAAUAGCAGCAACACGGUAGUCCUGACGGCAACACCCUCCAGGCCCCAAACACCGCAAGCUAUUUCGGCGGCCAAAACGAUUGCCGCUACAGCCUCGAUACAGCGCCCCGGAACGGCAGCGGGUGGUGGCGUGGCCGUACUAAACACCGGCAGUCAGGCGUCCCAACCACCCCAGCAAAAGUUUGUGAUAGUGCCCCAGCGUGCUCAAACGCCGUCCCCAUCUCAAGACGAUUUUGUAGGUCCCAUCAUACAGCGCCAGGGCAGCGUAUCGGGUGGUGCAGCGGCCGCUACAACCACCGUGCAAAUUCAGCCCAACAUGAUUAAGCUGGAACCGGUGACUGGCAGCGGCAGCAUGGCACCGAUGACGUCAUCAACGAACACGAGCGCACCACCAAGCAGCGGUACGGCAAUCGGCCAGAAGGUGGUUAUCAUAAACCAAACCCAGACCGGACCGGCUGCUAACAUAAUCGCCAAACCGACGGUUUUCCUUUCCUCGGGCUCGUCCGGAGGUAACAAUGGGCACGAAGAGAUUCACGAAGAUAUCAUCCAGGUUCCGCCCGAACUGGAUGACCUCUCGCAUUUGGAAUGAGAUGUUUGCUGGGUAAAGUGAUGAAGCAACAGCUGUAUGUAUUAUAGUGUGGUAACUGCAGUCCGUUCAGUUCAAUUUUCGGGUCCGAACUCCGAAAACUUGUCAUGCGAUGAAAUAAAACGUGUACAUCGGUACAUAAAUUGCACUAAAA
Anopheles gambiae (African malaria mosquito) is the source of this 2341-nucleotide messenger RNA. RefSeq names its product transcription initiation factor TFIID subunit 6. The transcript has 3 exons. Gene Ontology annotation, molecular function: protein heterodimerization activity; transcription coactivator activity; RNA polymerase II general transcription initiation factor activity. NCBI's taxonomy places the organism in Eukaryota, Metazoa, Arthropoda, Insecta, Diptera, Culicidae. The coding region runs from base 139 to 2190 and encodes 683 amino acids. Gene Ontology annotation, cellular component: SLIK (SAGA-like) complex; transcription factor TFIID complex; SAGA complex. Gene Ontology annotation, biological process: RNA polymerase II preinitiation complex assembly; transcription initiation at RNA polymerase II promoter. The record is from RefSeq and is a predicted model, not a curated record.